Sclerotinia trifoliorum is the source of this 2146-nucleotide messenger RNA. NCBI's taxonomy places the organism in Eukaryota, Fungi, Ascomycota, Leotiomycetes, Helotiales, Sclerotiniaceae. The record is from the annotation of a GenBank genome assembly.
UGAAUAAGUAUCAUUCUCCACCAGUAUGCCGCAGCUUGUGUAUGGCAUACGGCUUUGGCGUGUGAACCUUGUCUUCAAACUUGUAAAUCAAGUCGUCUAAAGCUUCAUGCGUAAUCACGAUAUUUCUCCUACUUAUUCUUCGUGAAAAGCCGCGUGUUUUCGUUUUAUUCUUUCUAUCUCCAUCCAUCUUCAUACCCAGGAUACUCCAGGGUCUUUCUUUUUUUUGCAGCUAGAUUUUCAGUCAUUGUUCAUAUAUCUAUUUACAUUUCCUGCAUAAUAAUAUUGGGGCCGGCAUCCAUUUUCUUUCUCACUUCAUUAUUUUCAGCGAUCUUCAUCUCUCUUGUGGUCUGGUUCAUCUCAAGCGACAGCAAUAGUCUUUCAUUCAAACAAGCCGACCUACCCUUCUUUUCACAGUACAACCACCUGGUGUGGCGCUAUCAAUCAUUCAAGAUGCCUUCAAUACUUCAAGCCUUUUAUGCCCUUGCCCUUCUCAACUUAGUACUCGCCGCACCGCAUCCAGCGCAAAAGCGAAGCUUCAAAGUCGAACGAGUUGCGAAUCCUAAUUAUGUCGGCCGAACACCUGGUGCCGGUACCAGGGCUCUCAUCAAGGCAUACAACAAGCAUUCCAUGACUCUUCCAAGCUCAUUGGUCGAAGCCUUGAACUCUGAUACCAACCCUGCCUUCCCAGAAGGAAACUCCAAAGCCGCAACUGGAAGCACAACCGCGGUAGCCGCGGCGGCAAGUGGUAGCGGGACCGCAGGAAAUACUGGUGUUGUCGUUGCUAUGCCAGAGACCGGAGAUACUGAAUACUUGUCGCAAAUCAAUAUUGGUGGACAAACCAUGACUAUGGACUUCGACAGUGGAUCAUCUGAUCUUUGGGUCUUUAGUACUCAACUUGCAACCGCUUCUCAAUCUGGUCACCAAAACUUUGAUCCCUCCAAAUCGAAAAGCUUCAAGAUGAUGCAAGGUGCUACUUGGUCUAUCUCAUAUGGUGACGGAUCCGGAGCUGCUGGUAACGUUGGUACUGACACUGUCAACAUUGGAGGAGCAACCGUCACUGGACAAGCAAUCGAAAUGGCCACUGCCGUCUCCAAAUCAUUCGUCUCCGAUACUCAGUCUAACGGACUUGUCGGUCUUGCAUUUUCCAAACUCAACACUGUCAAGCCUGCUCAACAAAAGACCUUCUUCGACAAUGCCAUCUCACAAGGUCUCGCCAUGCCACUUUUCACUGCCGAUCUCCGCAAAGCCUCUGCUGGAUCCUACGAAUUCGGAAACAUUGAUUCUACCAAGUUCAAUGGAUCGCUCAGCUGGGCUGCUGUCAACACUACUCAAGGAUUCUGGCAAUUUAGCUCGACCAAAUUCAGCGUUGGUGGUGGUGCCGCGACUGCCGUACCAAAUGGACAAGCUAUUGCUGACACCGGAACCACUCUUAUGUUGGCCGACCCCAACAUCGUCAAUGGUUACUAUAGCAAGGUUCAAGGUGCUGUCAACGACCAAAGUGUCGGCGGUGUUACAUUCCCUUGCGCAGCCAAAUUGCCAGAUUUGGCAGUUGAUGUUGGAGGAAAUUAUAUGGCUAUUGUCCGUGGUGAUGAUAUCAACUAUGCUCCUAUUGAUAGCACUGGUAAAAGUAAGUUACGCCUUGAAUCCGCUUCCCUAUUGAACAAUAUGCUAACAGUCAUUCUUCACAGCCUGUUUCGGAGGUCUUCAAGCCACCACCUCCAACCUCCAAAUUUACGGUGACAUCAUGUUCAAGUCUCAAUUCGUCGUCUUCAACGGGGGCAACAAUACCCUUGGAAUGGCUCCUCAUCAAGGCUAGAUUCCUUUCCUUGUUCUUUUUAGAUAAUCAAUCUUGGUAUAUGUUGAGAUAGCAUAAUAGAGGCACAUCGAUGCCGAGCUACUGUUUCGGGUGUUGGGUGUUGGGUGUUGGGUGUUGGGAGAUGGAAGAUGGGAGAAGACGGAAUUGGUUAGAAUGGACUAUAUAUAGACAAGGCGCUGUCUAGGAGGACAAUUUACGUGAAAAAGUUGGAGAUGUCUGGAACAAUCAAUAUUCACUAAGCUAAGGAUAAGACUGAAUGAAUAUAUGAUUUCGUGUUUUGUACCUAUAUAAUAAUUGUCUGGAUUUUCGAAGUUUGACCAUGCAUCUAAA